AUGGAAAAGAUAGAUCAGUAUCUGUUAGUAUCUUUAUACGGUUACGAAUAUCAGCGGCUUCCUAACAAGGAUAUACCAUCCAACAGAAACUAUGAUUCAUCUUACCGAAAUGAAAUAAACCCUAUCACUUGUAAGAAUGGGAAAAUUGAUCAAAGACUGUAUGAUGGCAAAUGUCAUUUAUCCGUGGGAAAUGCCAAAAAGAUGUUAAGUUCACGGAAUUCAUCAAAUCAUUAUUAUCCCAUAGAAAAACAGAAAAAAAUAUCAUCGUAUACUAAACCACGAACUGUACAACAUGGAAUACCCACAGGAACCUGUCCAAAUGGAUCUACAGCUAUGGCAAAUAUAUUAGUCCAUCGACAUCAACCUAUCAGUCAGGUAACAACAUCAGAAAAUGUCAAUUCACACAGGUUUUCUUCUACAUUGACGACAACAGGUGCUAAUUACUCACUUGGACGACAUCAGCUUUCAUCAACACCACGAUUAUGUUUUGAUUUAUAUCCUCAAAAAAAGUAUCUAGGCAACUGAUGUAGCAUUUUAAUUUGUCAGUAUUUAUUAUUAUUUUUAACUAAUGAAUAUUUCUUACUGACCAAUAUUUUCAUACAGCUUUGAAACUGUUUCCAUACAUGAUUAGAUUAAAUGUGUCAAUGAUUGGCCUGUAAAUUCACUUUGUUUCCUUAUUUAAAAUGUACAAAUACUCACAGACACUUAUCCAACUUUUUUUUAUCCGUCGAG
This is a messenger RNA of Heterobilharzia americana, 732 nucleotides long. The record is from the annotation of a GenBank genome assembly. Lineage: Eukaryota; Metazoa; Platyhelminthes; Trematoda; Strigeidida; Schistosomatidae.